CAGCUGCUCCAGCUGUCUCACACUCACUCUCUCAGGGUCACAGCAGCAGAAGUUUGAGGGACCACUUAUAUGUGCCGAUUCAGCUGGAAGCAGCCGCUGUCAGAGGGAGACCCAGCCAGAGGAGGACCCGCCUGAACGCCUUGGAUUAGACCACCGGACUGCUGCGCACCUCCAGUCGUCUUUGGAGCGGCUCCAUCUGUCCUGCCACUGUGUGUGUGUGUGCAUGUGUGUGUGUGUGUGUAUGUGUGUGUGAGUGCAUGUUCCACGUGUGUCCCUCCCACUAGAUAUUGCAUUAGUAUGCAGGGUGCGUGCGUGUCCAUCUUGUGCGUGUGCAUAUGUGUGUCCGUGCUCCUGCGCAGCGCUAUUUCACAGCCUCCUACAGAAAGUGACACCUACACGGAAUGCACGGACGGGUAUCACUGGGACCCUCAGACGGAGCACUGCAAAGAUAUAAACGAGUGCGAGACCAUACCAGAUGCCUGCAAAGGGGAGAUGAAGUGCUUUAACCACUACGGGGGUUACCUGUGCCUCCCUCGCUCUGCCUCGGUCAUCCCUGCCUCAGAGCCUUCCAUCACCCCCACGGAGGCUUUCAACCCCUGUCCCGUGGGGUACGAGCCGCAGGGAGACAGCUGCGUCGAUGUGGACGAGUGUGAGCGAGAGGAGCACGACUGCCAGCCCAGUCAGCAGUGCAUCAACACACUGGGGGCCUUCACCUGCCAGUGUCCAGAUGGUUACCGCAAGGUUGGCACAGAGUGCAUCGAUAUUGACGAGUGCCGGUACCGGUACUGCCAGCACCGCUGCGUCAACGUCCCCGGGUCCUUCUCCUGUCAGUGUGAACCUGGAUUCCAGCUGGCAGGAAACAACCGGUCCUGCGUCGACGUGAACGAGUGCGACAUGGGGGCGCCGUGCUCCCAGCGCUGCUACAACACCUACGGCACCUUCCUCUGCCGCUGUGACCAGGGCUACGAGCUCGGCUCGGAUGGCUUCGCCUGCAAUGACAUCGACGAGUGCAGCUUCUCCAGCUAUUUGUGCCAGUUCCAGUGCGUCAACGAACCUGGGAAGUUCUCCUGCAUCUGCCCCGAGGGCUACCAGCUGCAGGGCACCAGACUGUGCCAGGACAUAAAUGAGUGCGAGACAGGUGAGCACCAGUGCACCGAGGGCCAGACGUGCGUCAACAUCCACGGGCGCUACCAGUGCGUGGACACCAACCGCUGCCAGGAUCCCUACAUCCAAGUGCCCGACAAUCGCUGCGUGUGUCCCGUCAACAAGCCCGCCUGCCGAGACCUGCCCUUCUCCAUCGUCCACCGCUACAUGAGCAUCACCUCCGAGCGCUCGGUUCCCUCCGACAUCUUCCAGAUUCAGGCCACCAGCGUCUCCCUGGGGGCUUACAACACCUUCCGCAUCCGAUCGGGGGAUGACAACGGAGACUUCUACAUUCGACAAAUCAACAACAUCAGCGCCAUGCUGGUCCUGGCCCGCGCCGUGUCAGGCCCGCGUGAGUACACGUUGGACCUGGAGAUGGUGUCAGUCAACCCUCUGCUCACCUACCAGGGCAGCUACCAGACCAGCUCAGCCCUCAGACUCUCCAUCUACGUGGGCCCCUACACGUUCUGACCGGCCCAACACACGCCGUCAUCCAAAGAUCAAAGCAGCUCCACCGGUCACUGUGAUGCCUCAUUUUGCCUUCUGAUAUGAAAACAUUGACUCGGCCCAGUCAUAGUGUUCUUCUGUUCCACGGUCAAUGAAAGACGGGGGAGGAGGGGGUCCUCCCUGGUUUGUGUGACACAUGCUGCCUCCAGGUGCAGUGAUUCAUAUCCAGAGUCACUCCAUUCUCACUGCACUUAUCUUUGGUCACUUCCUGUCUCAGUAACGUCUCACCCCAGAUCUCUGCUUCCUCUAUCCCCUUCCUCCCCCCGAUUUCCCCCCCAUCCCCCCCUCCCCCAUCACGAGUUCUGCGUCUCUGCUGUUUGUAGUUUCCUCCCCAAUAGAUGACGUGUUGUACUUUUUCUUGUUUUGGAAUUUGAACUCGAA
This is a messenger RNA of Synchiropus splendidus (mandarinfish), 2031 nucleotides long. It is a transcript of the gene efemp2a, whose product is annotated as EGF containing fibulin extracellular matrix protein 2a. The coding region runs from base 298 to 1614 and encodes 438 amino acids. The record is from RefSeq and is a predicted model, not a curated record. Lineage: Eukaryota; Metazoa; Chordata; Actinopteri; Syngnathiformes; Callionymidae. The transcript is spliced from 11 exons. Gene Ontology annotation, molecular function: calcium ion binding.